Messenger RNA from Puccinia triticina, 2001 nucleotides. RefSeq lists its product as uncharacterized. NCBI's taxonomy places the organism in Eukaryota, Fungi, Basidiomycota, Pucciniomycetes, Pucciniales, Pucciniaceae. The transcript is spliced from 3 exons. The record is from RefSeq and is a predicted model, not a curated record. Bases 1 to 2001 code for a protein of 666 amino acids.
AUGCGUAUCGCUUACGUUGUUGCUGGACUAAUCGCCUUGAAUGCAAAUGUCUCUGAAGCCGGUGUCGUGGUACCUCAUGGCGCCCAGGCGAACAUCUUCACCCCUGUCAUUGCGAAGAGCCCCCCAGCUGAGCUUGGUGACAUGAACUCGACCAAGGGGGAAGAUAAUACUCAAGAGGAUAAAAAGUCAGACCCUGACGAUGGCGUCGGCCGUGUCCACUCCAGUGUCCACGGCGCAUCGGACGCUCGGCCCGGUUCCAUCCCCGGAGACCAAUCCUCUGACCAGGAUGGCUACAGCCUGCCCACUUCUUCCGACACUAAUCAUGGUUCGCCACUCGAUAAGCUCACCCUCUUGACCAAGCCUGUUGCCCACAGCGCCAUUCACCAAGUUCCAGCUGAGGCUCCCCAGCCCGCUGACGCGCUCCUCAGAGCCAUUGAACAACUCAGUGAGGAUGCCACCCAUCAGCUUCCAGUCCAUGUCCCGGGCGACAUUAUGUCUUCCACAACCUCAAGUCCACUCUCAGCCCCGUCGCACCUAAUCACCCCAGUCAUCCCCCAAACUGCCCUCCCCAUCUCCCAAGUGCCCAACACAAUCCACUCGACCAUCCCCUCCGCAGACCCAUCAGCCCUACUCUCCAGCUUACCUGUGGGCGGCUUGAGGCAAGCCAGCAACUUGAUCCAUUCCACCCUCCCUAAUCUGGCCGGGCUCAGCCCGAAUCUAUCCAACCUUCCUUUGCCAAUCGUUGGCGGCAACCCCGGUGGUUCUAACAGCGGCCUUCCAGUGCCUAUUCCCUCAGAGCCAACCAACAUUAUCAGUCCCAUCCUUUCAAGUCUUCCCGUAGAGGGCGUCGAAAGUGCUCUCCCAGUAUCAGACCCUACCAACUUAGUCAACCGAGUCUUCUCCAACUUGCCAGUCAGCCAAUCCCCCUUAGGCUCUCUUCCGGUUGACCCCUCAACUCUUGCUAGCCCCAUCCUAUCUGCCUUGCCGGUUCUUGGUAACGGGAAUUCCGGAUCUCCCUUGAGCUCCCUUCCUUCCGACUCAUCCACCUUGGUUAACCCGGUUAUCUCCAAUUUGCCCGGCGGCCAAUCAGUUGGCAACAUCAUUCCCGGAUCCACCUUGAGCUCUUCCCCAGUUGACCCUGCUAACUUGACCAAUCGAGUCAUCUCCAACUUGCCAAUCGUUGACGCAAGCUCCGGUUCUCCCUUGAGCUCUCUCCCGGUAGACCCCUCCACCCUGGUAAGCCCCAUCCUAUCUAACUUGCCAGUGGGCCAGUCAAACGGCUACACUCAAGGUCCCGGAACGCCUUUGGACUCUGGUUUGGUCAGCCCGGUCCUCUCGAACUUCCCAGGAACUCAAUCCGUCGGCAGCAUCGUCCCCGGAGGUUCCUUGAGCUCUCUCCCUGUGGACGCAGCAAACCUGGUCAAUCGAGUAAUAUCUAAUCCGUUGGGUGAUAUGAGCUCCCUUCCAGUUGACCCAUCAACAAUCCUCUCGGGGCUUCCAGUAGAAGGCACUGGCUUCGCGACCAAAAUUUCAACCUCAGAAGCUAACAGGAAAAACAAUAACACCUUGGUGGAACGUGGGCGCGGGCAUCGGGGACUGGAUGCGCCAAUCAAAGACUUGCUUGGCCACGGAAUGGGCUUGGGUAUUCUGGGAGACUCAAACGAUGACAACGACGAUGAUAAUAUGGAAUUUAGUGGAGGCUGGGCAACUUACUUCACUCAAAAUCAAAUAGCAGGAGCAUGUGGAAAGGUACACGAAGACACAGAUGUAAUUGUGGCCUUGGAUUAUCGGCGGUAUGGCGCACUCAACAAGAUAUCCAAACAUUGCGGCAAGAAAGUGAGAAUUACGAGUGGGGACAAAACAAUCAUUGCGACAGUCGCAGAUGCCUGCCCGACUUGCUUAAACCAAAAUUCCCUCGAUUUGAGUGAAGGAGCGUUCAAAAAGCUAGGCGUGACCGUUCAAGAGGGCAUGAAGCCAAUCACCUGGAAGUUCAUUGAUUAG